Rotaria sp. Silwood1 is the source of this 402-nucleotide messenger RNA. The record is from the annotation of a GenBank genome assembly. NCBI's taxonomy places the organism in Eukaryota, Metazoa, Rotifera, Eurotatoria, Philodinida, Philodinidae.
AUGAAGAAUACAACUAAUCAAAGUACUAGUGGCCAACAAAGUUCAGCAGGCGAAGGUAGUAGCAGUGGAGGCACUGGUAUUGGAAGUGCUUUUGAGACCAUAGUCCGAAAAUAUGGUGAUAUUUACUUAUGUAGUUUUGGUCUUGUUGUACGUUUAGUUACCAAUGAAUCUGAUAUGCUUGCAGAUGUACUUGGUCGAAAUAAUGUACAAAAUUCUACAAAACAAUCAAUUACCGGUGCUGUCUUUAAACCAGUCAUUGUUAAUCAUAAUUUACUAGUUGCUAAAGGUUAUGAACAUGAACGAGAUAGUCGAAUACUUAAUCCUGCAUUCCAUCAUACUAAUUUAAAAUCAAUGGUUUCAAUCAUUGUUGAUCGAAUAACAAAAUGUAUUAGUUCACUAUAG